This is a messenger RNA of Peromyscus leucopus (white-footed mouse), 700 nucleotides long. It is a transcript of the gene Med21, whose product is annotated as mediator complex subunit 21. The record is from RefSeq and is a predicted model, not a curated record. Gene Ontology annotation, molecular function: transcription coregulator activity. Gene Ontology annotation, biological process: regulation of transcription by RNA polymerase II. The transcript has 4 exons. NCBI's taxonomy places the organism in Eukaryota, Metazoa, Chordata, Mammalia, Rodentia, Cricetidae. The coding region runs from base 66 to 500 and encodes 144 amino acids. Gene Ontology annotation, cellular component: mediator complex.
UCCGCCAUAAAUUGCCCAAUCGCGGCCGAGCGGGGAGCUUUGGCGUCUGUGCGUACGCUGGCGACAUGGCGGACCGGCUCACGCAGCUGCAGGACGCGGUGAACUCGCUUGCAGAUCAGUUUUGUAAUGCCAUUGGAGUGUUACAGCAGUGUGGUCCUCCCGCCUCUUUCAGUAACAUUCAAACAGCAAUUAAUAAAGACCAACCAGCCAAUCCUACAGAAGAGUAUGCCCAGCUUUUUGCAGCACUGAUUGCACGAACAGCAAAAGAUAUUGAUGUUUUGAUAGAUUCCUUACCCAGUGAAGAGUCUACAGCUGCUUUACAGGCUGCUAGCUUAUAUAAGCUAGAAGAAGAAAACCAUGAAGCUGCUACAUGUCUGGAGGAUGUUGUUUAUCGGGGAGAUAUGCUUCUGGAGAAGAUCCAAAGUGCACUUGCUGAUAUUGCACAGUCACAGCUGAAGACCAGAAGUGUUACCCAUAGCCAGUCUCUUCCAGACUCGUAGCAUCAACAGAACACGUGACUGAGAAAAGAACUGUUUGGAUGACACUAAGAGUGCUGCAUCAGAUUCAGUGUAAGCUCUACCAACAGCUACAGAACAUCACAUGCUUUGACUGUGUUACCUUUUUAACUAGUUUUCACCAUUUUCUGAUCCACUAUUAAUAAAAUAAAAAGCUUUAAAAUUGCAGUUGAGUCAUCCUCAAA